AUGCCGGAACAACUGGUUAUAUUAAUAGGAUCUGAUGGGAAACGGGCCAUUGUCAGUCGUUUUGUAGCCACACAAGCUUCAUUAGUACUACGUGAUUUACUGGAUGGAAGAGAGCCGACAACAAGACUUCGUGAGGGUUUUGCGAAUGAUGUAAAUGAUAAUACUACUAAUACUAAUACUACUAGUAUAGUGAGUGAAGGUCAAAGGAUGAAUGACAACAGUAAUAAUGGUAGUAGUAACAAUAGUAUACCGGCCAUUGAGUUACCUUUUCCAUAUUUCACUGGUAGUUUACUUAAGCGAAUAUGUGCUCAUAUGACAUAUAGAUAUAAUCAUCAACCACCGAACCGAAAUAGUAGUGGUUCAACUGCUGCAGGAGUAGUGAAUAGCAAUAAUGAUAAUAACAAGUCUGGUAGUAAUUUUUCCAGUUACUGUGGACGAAAUAUAAUGCGUGAAAUUCCCAGACCCAUGGUAUUACCUUUGGCUGAAUAUUUGGAUGCUUACGAUCGUCACUUUAUAGAAGAUUGGGAUGAAGUAACCACUAUAUUAAUGGUAAAAGCUGCAACACUUUUAAACUAUGAAGAACUCUUAAAUUUGGCUUCAGCACGUUUAGCAGUGUAUUUAUCAGAAAAGUCUAUUGAAAGUCUUCGCGCUUUUUUAGGAGUUGAAAGUGAUUUUUCACCGGAAGAGGAAGCAGAGUUAAGAAAGGAAUAUGAGAAGUGUAUGGAGGAUCGAUAA
Trypanosoma theileri is the source of this 735-nucleotide messenger RNA. Its product is annotated as S-phase kinase-associated protein 1. Gene Ontology annotation, biological process: SCF-dependent proteasomal ubiquitin-dependent protein catabolic process. The transcript has a single exon. Gene Ontology annotation, cellular component: cytoplasm; nucleus. The record is from RefSeq and is a predicted model, not a curated record. NCBI's taxonomy places the organism in Eukaryota, Euglenozoa, Kinetoplastea, Trypanosomatida, Trypanosomatidae. Gene Ontology annotation, molecular function: cullin family protein binding. Bases 1 to 735 code for a protein of 244 amino acids.